Molecule: messenger RNA, 12308 nt
Organism: Cinara cedri
Lineage: Eukaryota; Metazoa; Arthropoda; Insecta; Hemiptera; Aphididae
Source: the annotation of a GenBank genome assembly
AUCGGACCGAAAGAGACGAGGAGUUUCGGUAGUGUCGUCGGCCCCGCGCACCGUAGGUACAUCCGUUUUGGUAGACGACGAGCCGCCACCGCGCCGGGACACAGUCACGGAACGGCGGCCGAGCAGAAAACGCCAGAAACGAUCACGACGACAUCUGCCGGGCGGUCCGGAGAUAAGUACGUACGCGGGCAAGUGGAUAAGUAUACAAAAUCUUCGAUUAAUAAUACUAUUUCAAUAUACCUAUUUUAUUUAAAUAAUACUAGUAUAUAAGUCAUUAUCGUAGUUAGAAUUUUUUUUUUGUGAGGGGACACUUAAUUUUUUAAUAUAAUUCUUGUUAAGCUAGAAUACUUAUCAACUGUUAUUUUAUGACUUCCUUAUUCCCUUAUCAUUUUUUUAUUUAUACCCCCCCCCCUCCAUUCCAUAUAGUUUUACAACGUAAAAUUAAAACAAAGUUUUUAGCUUUGUAAGAGAAUAUAUGAAUCACUAAUUGCAGUAAAGGGACAUGUCCCUAAAACUAAAAAACUGGCACAAACUGUCUAGGCAAGACUGAAAAGGAGCUAGGCGUAAAAAUGAAUAAACUACAUCAUUAUCCUUUUUCUUUAAAAUUAAUCAUCUCAAUAAUUUCUAAAAAUUAACAUAAACGCAGUAAGCGCAUUAAUGGCAACCAACAUUGUUGGACACGUCCCUUUUUAGAAAAUAACCUUUUUAAAUGCAUUUAAAAUAUAGAAAGAUUAAAACAUGUUUUUUUUUUGUUUGCAACGAAAAAUCUUUUAUUCUUUUAAGCAAUUUGGAAACAUAAUAUUAUUUUACUAUUUAUUUAAGUUUAUUAUUUAAGCUGCUAGCAAAAUGGUCACUCAUAAAUUUUUCCCAAUAUCUAGAAACAGAAAAUUUUGGAAUGUAGGUCUUCAGGCGUUUUAAAUCAUUAAUUUUUAAAUUCAUUAUGGCAAUCGUUUCGGUGUACACUGUACAGCUGCUUCUUAGGUAUAAAACAAUAUAUUUUAUAAUACUUAAAAUAGUAAUUAUAAUUAAUGAUAAUUAAAUUUAUAAUUAUGUAUUAUUAUUAAUAAUAAUAAAUAAUACAUUUUAUUAAUAUAACGAAUUUAUGUAACUGCAUUACAGCAAUACGGAAAAAAAAAGAUUUCGGGGGGGGGGGAGGACGAUCCCUCAGUUCCUUCCCUGUCUACGACGUUGAUAUGCGUAUAUGGGUUGUUAAUAAUAUUCACGUAAGCGUGCAUUACUUCUAUUAUAAAAAUCGUCUACUCCUUUAUUUUUGUCCCAACUAUUCGGGAUAUCAGCCACCCUCGUCCCAAACUUCCACUUGACACGAUUCCCCACAUAUAUCAGCCGUCCUUCUAUCAUUCUCAAUUGCAUCUAACCAUCUCCUUUUCGGUUUUCCUCUUCCGCUUUUUCUUUCCUAUGUUUAUUUUUAUUACGAUUCUUACUGUUUCUGAUUUUUCUCUCCUCAUGACAUGAGCCUGGAGGAGAUAUCUAAUAUAACCUAACCCAAACCAGCUCAGUAUAUUUUAUCUAAUUUUGUCUACUAUUGAACCUCAUCCAUCUUUAGCUAUGUCAAUUCCUCUCAACUGUUCACCCUAUGCAUAAAUUAAAUUCUACUAUUAUUUAAAACGAUGUUUCUACAGACUUUAUGUAUAGAGGCGUAACUGCGGCGGCCUAUCCCUCCAGUCUCCCAAAAAGGGUACCUGACUUUUUUUAUUAAAUUAUUAAUUAUUUAAUCGUAUUUUUAUCAUCAUUUUUUAGUAAUGCAAUUUUAAAUAAUAAUAAUAACAAUGCACAGUACACACUGUAAUUAUAUUUAUAUAUUACAUACUAUAUAAUUAUUGAAAACUAUAAUACGUACAUACGUUUUAAAAACUCCAGUAACAAUUUUUUUCCCCUAAAACUAAUGACUCGAAAACCUUAACAAAUCUAAACCUCGAUAAGUCGAAAAAUAUUAUUUCGACUUAUCAAGGUUCCACUAUAUGUGUAAACAAGUAAAGGUUAGUUAAUUCAGAUAGUUAUUUGAGAUUUAAUUGAAUGUAUAUUUAAAUCUAUAAAGCAGAUAUGAGUAUUAAUUUUAGUUUUUACAUAGACGUCUGUACCAAUUCAACGCACUAGAAUCGUUAUGCGUACAUAUUUUACAACCCACAGUUAAUAAUUAAAAAUUGAUAUACAUGAAACAAAAAUUAUUGAUGAAAAUUUAUUACUCUCACCGCAAUCAGCGAUACUAAAUGGGUGUGCAAUUUUAAAAACUGUGAGGCUGUUGUUGACAAUUUUUAAUCAAUAGCACUUGUCUUACGUGAAAGAGUGGAUGCAAGGUUGAUAAUGCCAGAGACAGACGUUUCUCGUUCAUUAAGAUAAAACAGCUGGGGCUCUAGCCCCCCUCCCUAGUUCAGAAACAUACGCAAAGAGUACAUAAAAAUGUACUGUGUUUCAGUAUGGCCGUUUUAUUUAUUUCAGACAAUUAAUAAUUAACUAAUGUGUGUUACUUAGUACGCCGUACGCCUAGUAAUAAUAAUGUUAAAACUAUAACUAACUAUAGGUACCGUUUACGGCCAAAAUAAUACAAGAACGAAGACAUUUCUUUUAGAUAUUAAGUAAGUACCUAUUUCUUUUCGCGUAUUCGGCCCAAGAAAAUUCGGCAUUUUCCAACAAGACCUGGGUGUAUAGGUACCUAAAGUUUAGGUAUCACACUUAUAAGUAAUUAUGUAAUAUUAUAUAGUGUGUACCAAAUAAUUAAUAUCAUAUUCAAUAUCUAUUGCGAUUUUUGAAAUGCAAGAUGAGUAUUUCCCCAAAAAAACGUACAAAUCAUUAUUCUCCUGUGAACUGACAAAAUGACUUGUAAAAAACUCAGUGAAUUCGGCCCAGUGAUGACCUCCGGCGGAUAGAAAUGGAACUCGUAUUCCGGAGGGCUGUAGAAGUCGGGAAAGUAUAAUAAUGAAACGUAAAUUCACGAAACGCAAAAAUCCUGAUUGUAAAAAAGGGGAAAUUUGGUAAAAACCAAUGGUUCCCAAUAUGACGCGUUGACAAUAUUGAUGUGGCCAUUUUUACUCGAUUGUCUCGCGAGCUCAUCAUAUCAGAAUUUCAGUCGAAACCACCCACCUCGAUUUUUUUCUUUCUAUAAGAAACCCCGUCGGGUAGGUCCCGAAGGAGAAAAACGCAAUUUGUGAAAACGUCUACUUUACGGGCGUAACAAGAAUAUUUUAGAAACCAAUGACGAGUGUUUGGCAUUCGCCGGGAUUAUUACGUUCGGCGAUUUUACAUUCCAAAGAAGUAUUUCGUCCGGAAUACGGUUCCAGCCCAGAACAAUUUCCCGGUUCGUACGCGCUCCCCUUAUUCUUCCCCGUCUAAUUAUGUGCGGUGCGGACAACGACAACAGCACAAAACGAAAACCAUCGGCCGAAUAAAAACGUUCCUUUCCAACAAAAUAUUGUAGUGUACACACGCGCAACAGCUCUCGCGACUCGCACACGCACGCGCGCGCGCCAACAGUAUAUACACGGUGGGUACCGGGCGAUACAAUGAUAUUAUUAUCAUCGUACUUUGGUACAUAUAAUCAAUUAUUAUUGGUACAUUUUUUCGUGGUACCUACGUUUUUUUAAUAAUAAUAAUAAUAUUUCGCGCGUGGAAUAAUAAUACACGAAUAAUAAUAACAUCGUGGUAAUAUUACACGUUCGUCUCCCGCAUACUGAAACGCGGUGAGCAUAAUCGAUUCCGUUGGCCUCGUUUAGGCGUCAACACACUGUCCGCCGCCGCCGUGUGCCGUCUCUCGUGUGUGUGUGUGUGUGUGUGUAUGUGCACACUGCACUGUGCAGCGUACGCGGGUGCCAGUGGACAGUGUGGUGGCAGAGUACGCGCACCAUAGUAAUCGCUGUACCCAGCAUUCACAGACACCACCGGCGUCUACGGUAAAGCGACGCGCGACGGCCGACGGCAACAAAACAACACUAAUAAUACAAUUGCGUUCGGAGUCGUACGCCGUCGCCGUUGUGCACAGACCGUGCCGACAACAGCCACCGCCGGCGAGCAAGACGAAUACGUAAAAAUAAUAAAAGUGAAUGCCUAUAAAAAAACCAGGUAACUCCGCCGUCGUACUAGUUUUGCCUUUUUAUUAUUUGUUUUCCUUUGCAAUAAUUAAUCAUAUUUAUAUCGAGCGCCGCACUUUUGUGUGUGUUUUUUUUUUGCCAUUUAAUUCUUAAGGUUUUUUUUUUAAACUGAUAAAACGUUUAGGCUCCGUGGAUCUUCGGUGUACCUAUCCGUCUGUCCGGAGUUCCGGUCCGUUGUUGCCGUGGUACUACAUUACCUGCCUAUUUAGUUCCGAGUUCUGACAGACAGUUAUCAAUACAGUUACCCUAGCCAAUAAAAAUACCAAAAAUUUGAUAUAAAUUUGUUUUUCAUGUUCAUGCCACUUAUGGGAAGUUUAUUGUUAAAAAUUUAAAUCAAUCAGUUUUUUCCAGUCGAAUCCACUACUGCCGUGUUGCUGUCUCGUUUUAUGGGAACCUGUCAACGGUUUGAUAAUAAUAUCUAAUAUUAUUAUGGCCCGAGAACCAGUGCUCGUUCACGUCUACGACAUGGUAAGUUUACUGUCUGUGUUUCUAUUCUAUGAGUAGGCACCUAAUUGAUUGGGUUAAAUGUGCGGUGGAUGUUAUGUGUUUAACGAAUACAUAGGUGUACGAUAAACAGUGACAAUACCUAGGUACCAUUAGCGUAGGUAGGAAAAUUUAAUAAAAAAUAACAAUAGCUUAGUAUAUUUGGAAAUCGAAUUGUAUUUGGAAAUUUAAUUCAUUUAAUUCAUUACACUUGUACUGUUUUAAUUGGGUAUAACAAUAAUUGCGCAGAUGGUGGCCCAACUAAAUACUUAGGUGUAUCUAGGUACAAUUUCAAAUGCCCGAUUUAACGUUUUUCCCCAGGUGUGCUAAGUAAAUAGGUAAUUGUGUAUCGGUUAAUAUUGUGUUAGCGUGUAUUUAAACCCCUAAUAAAUAUAUGUCUGAAUUUGACAAAAAAUUUUGUUACCAAUACAUAUUUUUUAACUGUAGUAUACAGUUAACACUACAAAGUAUUAAGUAGGUAACUGUUACAAUUAAUUCACUGUAAUUUACCCAAAAUAUAUCUGUAUAGUUGUAUGGAUGCCAGUUUAAUUUGGAAAUUAUAAAUUCAUUAAAAAUUGAAUUUAUUAAUCAAAUUUAGGGAUAUCCCAAAAAAUUAAAAAAAAAAAAAAUUCAAAGAGAACUUCAUCCAUUAUUACAUUUUAGUAGACAUGACCAACAAUAUUUUAUUAAAUGUUAAAAUUAUUUAUUAAUCGACAUUUUUAAAAAGUAGCUAGGUUUCUUUAAAAUAAUUUUCUUAUUAUUUGCAAAUGUUUACCAAUUAUUUCAAAUAUUUCAAAGAUCAUUAGAAAUAAAAUAUAUGUAAGUAUAAUAAUUACUAAUCAUUUUGCUGUUUAUCUUUUAUAAUAUUAUAUUAUUUUUUAAGAUGAAUGUUGUAUUGUAAUAACUGAAAAAAAAUUCUUCCUUCUUUAAAUAAAUGUGAGUUGAUUAAAUUUGUUUUAUCAUUAAAACAUUAUUAUUGUUAUCAUUACUAUUAUUAUCAUUGAUUUUAAUAGUCGUAAGUUUUAGUUAACAUUCAUAUUUACAUUUUAGGUAAUAUAUAUCGCCAGUUUUUAAUCUGAUGGCUAAUGUGAUAUCAUUAAGAAUGGAUACAGUUGGAUGGGACAUUUCGGUACUACCCAUUUAGUGAAAAAGUUUCUUCAUUUGUAGAUGAAUAAUCUGCAAUUCAGUUAGUAAUCAGAUUACUAAUCAUAACAUACUUAAGGAAUACUGAUUUCUAACCAAUUAGCCAUCAAAUUAAUUCUGGAGCUGGUAGUAUAUUUUAAUUUUAUACUGUAAGAUCUGAAAAUAUUGUGUUCGUAUUUUAUUUGUGAUGUGAUUUAUUACUGAAUAACUUGGUAAACUACUAAAAAAUAUAUUUUUUAUGAUAUUAUAUUAGGAAUCAUCUCCUAUGGCAAUCUUAAACAUUUGAUUCUUUUAAUAUUUCAUUUUUUCUGUUUAUGGCUAUUGAAAAAAAAAUCAAAACUAAACCAUAAAUACAUUAUAAGUUUACCAAACUUAGUUUGAAUUUCAGUCUUAAAAACAUUAUGGAAUGACACAUUUUUAUUAGUAUUUUAAAAUUGCAUUUUUCCAUCUGACCAUCUGUAUUGUUCAUUGUUUUUGUAUUAAUUGAUAUUGCCCAUUAAAUUAAUUAAUAUAGAUUACUACAACAAUAACCAUAUGGCUCAUCAAAUUACACUAUAAAAAUAAAAACAAAAUGUGUAGCUCAUAGAUUCAUAGCACGGAUACUGGUCAUGAGUAGCGACUUCACCUUAUAUAAUAUAAUUAGGGUUUAAAAAAUGCAUUAAAUGUAUACACAGUAAAUUUAAGGUGAAUUAUAAUCGAGAAGGCAUUCAUUUUAAUAAUGUAUGUGAAUGCAAAUUGAAUGUACUAUUGCAAUCAUUCCAAACACUAGUUUAUUGUUUAAAUGUAUGUUUAUUUAUAGAUAUAUAGUAUAUUUUUAUGUUAAAUAAUACAAUUUAAUUUAGGUAGUAUGUAGGUAAUAUUAAUUUCCUAAUACAUUUUUUUUUUAUUAAUGUGGUUGUCAAUGUAUAUAUAUAUAUAUUUUUUUUUGAUUGAGAAUGCCUUUUCUUUGAAUAAAAUAAAUUUGAAUGUAAUUGCAUUCAAUUUUAGAUUUAAUGAAUAUGAAUACAAAUGUAUUCGGGUUUUAAAUUAAUGUUCAAAACCCUGAAUUUAAUUAGGUAUGUAAUUCAUUCAUUAGCAAUAUUCUAAUGCACAAUAAUUUAUGCAAUUUUAAGUUUACAAUUUAUCAUCAACACUUACAUUAAUGUUAUAUAUCAUACAAUUUAAAAUGAUUUAAAAAUAUUAAUUGGCUUCGCUUUAUUCAUGAAUAAAGCAAAACCAUUAUUAGGUUUGUUUAGAUUUUAUAGAGAUUAAACCACACAUAUAAAUAUAUGUAAUUGAGAGAUGAGGUUAAAUAAUAAAUUAUUGAAACAGUCAGUCAACUAGCUACCAAACAUUACUCGAGAUUCCAUUCUAAAUUAGUAACACACCCAAACCCUUUAAUUAAUUUCUUCGCUCUCAUGUAAAACUCUCUCUGAAAAUCCAGUGCUCCACUUUAAACUCAAUUGGUGUAUAAACCUUUUAUGCUAAUAUGUUAUAAAGUAUGUUAGGUUCUAUCAUUGGAAAGCUUCCCUUUUCAUGUCGUCAAAUAAAAAUUAAUUUGUUCCUUCCUCACAUUUACUUAUUGUGCAAAUUAUGUAUAGAUUAUAAAUUUUUCAAUUAUAUAAUGAAAGAUUAUCAUAUUUUAACUCAACACAAUAAUUACUUAUAUCUUCACAAAAACAUCUAAAAUCAUUAUCAAUAAUGAAGUCAAAUUUUUUAUAUAAACUUGGUCAGUUUCUUCAAUCACUAAUGUUGAGUUGGCACAAUUCUAGGGUAGUAUGCUUCUCACCAAAAACAGAUUUUCUCUAUUCACUCAAAAAUAAACACACUAUUCUCAACUACUAUUUCAUGUUCAACAUUUUGGGAGCCAUUUAUCAAAAUUAUUUAUGUUUGAUAUUGGAUUAUUCAUUUAUUAUUACUUCAUAAGUAUUUUUCACUGUUUGUACAAAAUAUUUUACUUAAGUCUUUAGUUUAAUUAAGAGAAUACCACAAUGAAUAAACCAAAAAUAUAAUGUUAUAAUAUAAUACAAAUUUAAAUUAUCAAUUAAUUUUGUUUUAAACAUAAUUAAACAAGAAUUUUAGGAGGUAAUUGAUAUAAUGGGUGUACAUAAUGAAUUAUGUACACUAUAAGUGCACAAUAGUGCAUUUUCAAAAAAUUGUCUUAAGUUGAGCAGUAUAAUUUGUAUUUUCUUAAAUGACUUCAUAUCAAAUCCCUCAUAUUUUUUUAUAGAUUCCAAUAGAUCUAUUUUUUUUUCCAAAAAAUGUAUAUAACACAUUAAACUCAACAUUUGACAUUAUUUAUAAUUUAAACAUUUUAUAUUUUUCAUAAAGUUUUAUUCAUUCUUGAUUGGUGGUUACUAAGCCAUUGGUACCAAAAUAUUUAAUUUGGCAACAAGACUUCCAACUAUUUUAUAUUGAUAUUUAUUUGUGUAUUUUUUUUUACAAAAUAUUGAUAUGUCAGAAUAAAAUUGGAAAAUGUACAGUUGUAAAAAGGUAGUUUUGUGUAUAUUGUAUAAAUGUACUAAAGAAGUAUUAAAAAUGUAUAUGAGCGAUUAUAUACAUUUUAUGAAAUGAUAAGAAAAUGCAGGGAAAUAUACAAGAAAAACCUACAUAGAAAAUGUAUUGUAUUAAUUUGUAAGUAUAGAGAAGUAUUAGAAGUCAGAAAUCUAGUGUACAAAAAUUUGACUUUUGCCUUCUGAUUUACCUCCAUGAUGUUAUUAAGACUGAUGUUUUAGAGAGAAAUAUACUAUCAACAGAAGAUAAUACUUUUAAAUCUGUGUUAUUAUUUCAAAACCUAUAACUAAUAGGUAUUAAAUAAUAUUUUGUAGAACAGUGUUUACAAACAUUUUAAAUAUUUUAUAUUAAUCAGUAAUUAUUUUAUUUUUAAGUAUUGGAUCAAUGAGUACACAACACAUAUGGGACUUGGCGUUUAUCAUUCCGGAGUUGAAGUGUAUGGACAAGGUAACAAAUAUUAUUUUAGCAAUCAGUAUUUUAAAAAAUUGUCUAUAUAUACUUGAAUAAAUAGUAACUAUUAACAAAUAUUUUACAUUUUUCCUAUACUUAGUAAAAAUUAUAAAACCAUACCCAUUUACAAUGUAUUUAAUAAACUAUUAUUCUUAAUAUUUAAAGUAAAACAAUUCUAACAUUUUUCAUGCAAAUUUUGAUUACAAUAUAUCAAUAUUUUUAGAAAAAUUACUUGAUUCACAAUUUGUAUUAAAAAAUGUAGGUUUUCAUUUAAAAAACCAAAUUUGGUAUCUCUACAGAUACUCUUUAAAUGUUGUAAUUAUAAAUUUUAUGUUUUCAAAAAUAUUGUCCUUAAUUAUACUUAAAAGUUCCAACAAUCAGAAUUUGACUGUAUGCAUAACUUAACCAUAAAAUUGAUAUGUUGCAUGUUUAAAAUACCUUAAAGUACCUAUCUUGUUAUUGAUAAAAAACUUUUUUUAUUUUAGAAUAUGGAUAUGGAGGCCAUGAUAGACCUGAUUCUGGAAUUUUUGAUAUGAUGCCAAAAGAUGUUUAUGAACUAGGAAAUCACUAUAGAUACAGGUACAAAAAUAGAUUUAUUUAACAUUUUUGUUGUGCAAUAAUUUAUUUUUUGUUCAUUCAAAAGUAUACAUUAAAACUUGUUUUAGAUAUUAUUUAUGCUAAACUCUUCUACAAAACUUAAAUUAUAUUAAUAAUACUUAAAAUAUGAAAUAUUUGCUAUCUAAUUUUCAAAGUUUUUUAUAUCAUCUAUACCCUGUGAAUCUAUUACCUGAAAAUGGUUGAACCACAUGUAUAUGCAAUGUAAAUAUUAUCUAUUAUCUGCUGUUCGAGUAUUUUAAUAUGUUCCUUAAUUUGCUCUUAAAUUGUAUCAAAUAAAUAAAUAGAUAACAUAUUUUUUGGAAAUAAAUAAAAAUACAACCACAAUAUUAUAUUCUUUAAUGUCUCAAAAACUCAAAAAUACUUAAAAUUUUAAAACUGUUGAAUAAAUAAUACAAUUUUAUAGGUAUUUAUUGAUUGGAAAAAAAAAUAAUAUAAUAAAAUAUUAUAUAUAUUAGGUAUACAUUACCAUACUGUCCAAAUAAAUUAGCACAUACAAUAAUUAUUUUGUGACUUGAAUUUGAUUAAAAAAAAAUAAUAAUAAAACAAUGAAUUAUAAAGUGCAAUUUAUAAUAUAUAAAUAAAAAAAUAGCAAUUAAAAUAUAAUUAAUUAUUAAACAAUUAAAUAAACAUACUCUACUAUUUUACUUUUCAUUCAAUUAAAAAAUAUGUUCACAUUUUCAAGUUCAGUUUAGUUUUAAAAUACUUCUAUUAAGCUCAAACCUGAUUGAAUAAUAAAAUAUUUAAUUUGUGAACUUAUCUGCUUUGAUCUACUUUUGUAUUUAUUUAACUUAUAAUUUUGGAGUUAAAUAUUUUGUGUUAAGGAUACUUAUUUAUUUCUGGUUUUUUAAUAUUAAAUUCAUCAAAAAUAUACAAUUAUUAAGUUAAUUCUGUGAAUUGCAGAUAAUAUCUAUUAUUAAAAAAAAAAACUAUUGUCAUUAACUUCAAGUUGUAAUACAAAUUUAACGAAUUCAAAAUAAAAAUGAAUAUUUAAUAUCAUAAAGAAUUUCAUAAAUUUAAAUUGCUGUAUAAAAUAUUAAUACUGUUUUUUUUUUAAAAUUUAGAGAAUCUAUAUAUAUUGGAAACACUGACUUCACUGUGAGUGAUGUGAAAAGAAUAUUGACAGAACUCGGUAAAGAUUUUCAAGGAGAUCGAUAUCAUUUGAUGAAUAAAAAUUGUAACCAUUUUUCUGGAUCAUUGACAAAAGUAAAUUCUUAAAAUAUUUAACUUGUCUCUUACUAGUGACACCUUAUAUUAUUCUAAUCACUAUGUAUAAUAGCAUCUAACAUAUUGAAACAGUAGUAUGUAUGUAUGUAUUUAUGUAUAUAUGCAAGUGGUAGACAUACAAUUGUCACUUAGUCAUUGGUAGUAUUGUUUUCUAAUGUGUGUGUAUGAGGAUGAGUCAUUAUGAAGGAAGUAAUUAUGUCAUAUAAUAUUAUAUUUAAUUAGAGGGCUGCCAUUAAGUUAUUAAAAUUUUUCUUUUGCACUAAAAGCUUCUAUAGUAGAACCUUAAUUAUGGGAAUUAAUUGGGACUACACCGAGUUUGGAUAAUAGAAAUUUAAAAAAAGAUAUUCUUUGUAUUUUGUAUAAUGAAUGCAGAAUUAUUAUUACAUAUUAUUGACCUAUUAUACUUAUUAUUACACAUAAUUAUUAUGUUAUUACUUAUUAUGAAUAUAAAAAUAUUAUUAAAUGUUAUAGAUUUUAUAAUGUAUGUAUAAUUUUUUUUUUUGACAAACUGAUCAAUUUUCAUUUGAUGAAUCACUGAUAUGCGCUUUUGAGCAUUUAAAUCUCACAUACAUGAAUUGAUAGAUGGUUUUUAUAAUAGAGGUUAGAAUAAUCAAGGUUCUACUGUAUGUAUAUGUUACUUUAAAAAAAUUAUUAUUAUUAAUUUUCUUAAAAUUCACAUUUUUGUAUAACUAAAUAUAUGUAUAUCUGUAUUAUAGAGAUAAUGUUACCCCCUUUGCAUAUAUUAUUAUUUUUUUUUUAUCAUUAUCAUGAUCAUUAGAUAAAAAAAAAAAGAAACAUCAUUGAUAGUAUUUUUUCCAAAAGAAAAUCUACUAGAGUGUUUUCAUAAUAAAUCGGAAAAAAACAUGAGAAAUCUGGAAAAUUGUAGAAAUAUAGGUAUAAUAUUAAAUAGAUAUUAUUAAAGAAAAUAUAUAAUGCAUAUUAUGUUAUUAUGCAAUUAUUUUACCAUAAUAUGAGGUAUAUAUAUUGUUGACAAAGCGACAUUAUUAACUGAACUCCAUUCAGAAUCGCUUUUCAUUUACAGAUAUACAUUUAAUUUUCCCUCUACUACCUUUCCAACUUACAGCAGUGGCCCCACCCACAUAGGAAGUAUAUCUGACAUUUUAUUAACUAUGCAUAUAUGUAUAUAAAGAUAUUCUUUAAGAUGAUCCUGAAUUCUGAUACAAUCCAGUUUGAAGUUUACACUCUGUAUACUUUUUAAGACAUUAUAGUCUAACAUUAUAACUUUUUAUUUGAUAAUGUCGAUAAUAAAUUAUUACUUAUAAUAUUUAAUAUUAUAAACAAUAUUAUAAAAUUAUAGUACUGUUUCAUAAAAUAAGUAAUAUUAUUUAUUUAAUUUAUUUUUAUUUAGAUAUUAUGUGGGCAAGAUAUACCAAGUUGGAUAAAUAGGUUGGCUUAUGUCAGCUCGUGUAUUCCUUUUUUCCAACGUUGUCUGCCAAAGGAAUGGUUAACUCCGAUCUCUCUUCAGCGAAGUUUAUCUCGAAGAAAAUCUGACGCUUCCACUGAGCAACUCAACCCAUAACAUCUUUUUUUUUGCAUUAUAAUACUUAUAUUAUUAUAAAUAAUGUGAUGUGUGCCAUUCAUUAUAAUGUAUAUUACAAUAUUCAACAAUUAAUUUAAAAUAUGUAUAUGUACAUGCUAUUGAUACUAUAUACUGUGUAAAAAUAAAUAGUAAUAAAAUACUAUUAUUGUAGAUUCAAAUCAAAUGCUUUGAAUUUAUUGUAUUGGGUGUAACAGGAUUAUUUAAUAAAUAUUAAACUUUUUUUUUCUUGAAUA